AUGGAUCUCAACUUUGUGUGUGGGCCCAACGCCCUAUCACAGCCAUCAAGGCAGAGUCAGCAACACAACGCAGACGCUUCAGAAGCUGACUCACCCGUUGCUGCUCUUCCAAACAUUCGCGAGCUUGAAAGCAUCCGCGCGUCGCUCGCAACUGACGGCGGCGCAGUGGCUGCAGAAAACAAUGCGGUGGCUAGUAUUGCCGCGCCCUUUGGCCCUGCUGCACGGCCCUUAACCAUGCAGGACAUUUCAAAUGUCACAACGGAGGCUUUGGCGCGGCCAUCAACCAUGGUAUUCCCAGCUUCGGCAGUACUCGUUGCGCCUCACCAUCACCACAACCAUCACCACCACCACCCUCCUCCUCAUCCCUUUCAUUUGGCCGACGAGGAGGCUUCCAGCGCAUAUCCUCGGGACAGUGGGCGGCAGCCAGAGUCUCUCGCUGGAACCUUCAGAAUGAGCACAUUGCAGUUUUCAAAUCAAAAUGCCACUGCUGCCACCACAGAGCAGCAGCAGUCAAAUGACGAUGUCGUCAAUGACAAGGCGGCGGGCAAGUGCGCGUCUCCCAGCGGCAGCAGCUGCUGCGAGAAGAAGCGGACGACAAUUCUGGAGAAGUACCAGAGCGAGCUGCGCGAUGUAGCCGACAAAUGCAAGAUCUUGAGCCAGUUUUCCGAGCAGUACGGCCCCGAGAAGAACAAGUUUAACGCACAGCCGUCGGACGACCUGGUCAUUGACAUGGCACGCAAGGCGUACGAGGUGCUGCUGGUGUUCAUGACCAUUCGCCGCGAGCGCAUGUCGACCAGCGCCGAUGAUGAUACGAUGGACUAUAUCCGGAAGCGCCGCACCGUGCUUUCGCCUGCAAGGAGCAAGGCCCGCAAACGUUCGAGACACCUGAAUGGCGUCGUGGCCCUGAUGGCGCCAGGACUCUUUGCAAUGCAUGUGGCCUUCCUGAGCAAGAAGCGCGCGAAUGAGGCCACCACCCAUUUUAGUGCGGACAACACGGCCCCUGCCUCAGCCGCCGCUGGUGCUGGCGCUAGUGUGACGCCGAAUUCCGCCAGCGACUCCAACACCCCACUGGUUCUGGCUGCCGUGUCUCACAACCCGCCACAUCAUGUUGGGGCGAGCGGCAACCACCCGAGCAUUGGCGGGAUUCUGUCAUCGGCACAGCCUGCGCCUGGGCCUAGUGCGGGGAUGGUGCGUGCUCCCCUACCUCUGCCUCUGCCUCUGCCGCAGCACGCUGUACACAACAACUAUCAGCAGCAGCAUCGCUCAGUGCCGGUGCAGCCGACAUCCGCACAUAUGGCGUAUGCCCAGCAGCAGCAGAUUCUGCCGCCGCAUCAGCCACAUAGCGCUCCUAUCCACAGCUCCAUGCACCAGGAGUACGUGCACCCGGGCUCAUCCAGUGGUGCUAGUAACAUGUCAUACCACACGCAGCAAAUGCAGCAUCCAAGCUGGCAGCAACAGCAGCAUUACUACCAGCAGCAACAGCAUUAUCGCCAGCAUCACCAUCAGCAAGCGCCAGUCCAUGCGCCCUCUACUUCUGUUCCUACACCGCCGCAGCAUAUCUCGCAGGCCAUGCCCCACAUCAAUGGCACCAGUGAGCAUGCAAACAACUUUACGCAGUCUCUAUAUUCGAAUUCGAACGCUAACCCCGCGUAUCCCACCGCGUCUAAUGGUGGCGGCAACGGCUCUAACCCUACUCGGCAGCGCGUUCAUGAGCACCAGAAGCCUGUAAAGACAUCAAUUUCGAGAAUCAUUGGCUAA
This is a messenger RNA of Kickxella alabastrina, 1758 nucleotides long. RefSeq lists its product as uncharacterized. The coding region runs from base 1 to 1758 and encodes 585 amino acids. The record is from RefSeq and is a predicted model, not a curated record. Lineage: Eukaryota; Fungi; Kickxellomycota; Kickxellomycetes; Kickxellales; Kickxellaceae. The transcript is spliced from 3 exons.